UCUUUUUUUUUUGCUUUACAAUAGAAUAAGAUAUAAUAAAAAGACACGAUUAGUUGAAAAAAAAGUAAAGUUUUCUCCCAAGAAAAAAAGCUUUUUCUUUAUAAAAUGAUUAAAGUUUUUACAGAUUUUGUAACAAUGUUUUAUUAUUUAUCAUUGUUGAGUGUCAAUAUAGCUAUUGGUAAUUCUAUGAAUUUAUAUGCGAAUACUUCUCAUGCAUUAAUAGAAGUUACGCGAAAUGAGAUUUUCGUAAAUUCUGAUUUUAUUAUUCUUCAAAUUGUAGAAGAAAAUAAUUUAACUUUAAAUUCCAUGGAGAAUAUUUUAAAAUGGAACUUCACUAAUGAUAAAUCACUAUCGGGUAAUAUGAAAAUAAAUUUUAUUACAUCCGGAAGAGAAAUAAAUCAAAAUUUUAAAAUUUGUAAUUUAUAUCAUGAAAAAACGUAUACAUAUAUUGGACAAGAAUUGUUUAUUAAAAUAUUUGCCAAUUUUGAAAGACCAUGGUAUCAAAAAAUUUUAGAUUUAAUUAAUAAUUCACGUUGUCCUUUACUGAAUCCUAAGAAUUUUGUAAAUUCAAAAUACAUAAGAAUGGAGAUAUUAAAACCAAAAACAAUGGAAUGUGAUAAAAAAAUUAGUAUAACUUUAAAUAUUACUCUUCGGAAUAAUAAAAAAAACAAUAAUCCUCUUCCAAUAAUUGCAUACGCCAUUUAUAAUGGAGCUGUAAAAUGUCCCGAUGAAAAACAAUCAACUUCAUUUUUAUUUCAUAAAAAAAAUGCAUAUUUAACGGAUGCAUUUAUGAAUUGAAAUUUAUUGAAUUAACUGAAUAAAAAAUAAAAAAAAUGAUUAAAUCUAUAAUAGUGAUUAAUAAAAACAAUUAUGUAAUUUAA
This is a messenger RNA of Leptopilina boulardi, 881 nucleotides long. RefSeq lists its product as uncharacterized. The coding region runs from base 106 to 798 and encodes 230 amino acids. The transcript has 4 exons. The record is from RefSeq and is a predicted model, not a curated record. Lineage: Eukaryota; Metazoa; Arthropoda; Insecta; Hymenoptera; Figitidae.